AUGGAGAGCGCUAAAACAAUGCAUGGCCAGCUUUGUUCAAUACCACAUUUGAAGAUAGAGUGCAGUUGUACCAGUAAUGGGAUCUGUGAUGAGGGGCUGCAUGGAGAUGGCUUCUGCUUUUGCAGUGCGGGGUGGACAGGAGAGCGCUGCGAGACUGAACUCGCUGCGGUGCCUGUGUGUUCCCCAGCCUGCCAUCGUAAUGCUGUGUGCCGGUCCAAUAAUACAUGCGAAUGUAGCCUACAUUAUGAGGGAGACGGAUGGACAUGCAAAGUGAUUGACCGGUGUGCGAAAGACAACGGUGACUGCAGUGACUAUGCCAACUGCACACAGAUUGGGAUUGAUGUUUCCUGCAGCUGUUUCCCAGACUACGAAGGUGAUGGCUACAUCUGCAGCCCCAUUGACAGGUGUGCAGAUGGCAUGAAUGGAGAUUGCAGCGAGCACGCCACUUGCAUCAACACAGGUCCUAAUUCCCGGCGGUGUGAGUGCCAUGCCGGUUACGUUGGAAAUGGAAUCCAGUGCUUGGAGGAAGCUAUCCCACCCAUAGACCGUUGCUUGGAAAAUAAUGGGCAGUGCCACUCUGAGGCUCUCUGCAGUGACUUGCAUUUUGAAGAAAAAACAGUCGGGGUCUUCCACCUGCAGUCUCCCCAGGGAAAGUACAGAUUUACUUAUCAAGAGGCUGAAGCGGCUUGUGCUGCUGAGGGAGCUACGGUGGCCACUCUUAAGCAGCUGUCUGCGGCACAACAGAUGGGUUUCCACCGGUGCGUAGUAGGUUGGCUUUAUAAUGGGUCAGCAGGCUACCCAACUGUGUACCCGAGUUUGAAGUGUGGCAGUCACCAUGUUGGAAUUGUGGACUACGGCUUUCGAAGUAACGCCAGUGAGAAGUGGGAUGCUUACUGCUACAGAGUUCAAGAUGUGCAGUGUGUCUGUAGGGAUGGGUUUGUGGGAGAUGGCUACACAUGCACAGGGAGCCUUGUGGCAGUGCUGGCCCAGAAGGCAAAUUUCUCAGUCUACUAUUCUAUGGUACUGGAUUAUGCCAAUGCCUCCCAAGAAGGAUGGGAAUUUUUUAAUUUCCUCUCCACAGACAUGACUUACAAAACUCUUUUUGUACCCCUGAACUCCGGCUUUCGGAAAAAUGCAUCUCUAACACUGAAUGAUCUGAAGCUUCAUUCAUCUGCGAGAGACAUGGCCCUGAUGAGCUUCAAUCUCACGUCUGGUGCAGUUAUACCUUCGCAAGCUGGAUUCAACCUUUCCAUUGCAGAUUCCACGAAUAACACCCGCUUUCCUGGUUGUAAGAUGAUUAAUAAUUCAGUGAUAGUUGAAUGGGAUAUUCUGGCCUCCAAUGGGAUCAUUCAUGCUAUUGAAGCACCUCUGAUGGCACCUCAACUUGGGCAACUUGACCAGGUUGUUGGUGCUGUGAAAUCACCUGCUGCUGUGACCAUCAGUGUAUCCAUUGUAGUCUCCCUAGUACUGUGUGCAAUGGUGGCUGGCGUGUCCUACAUCUACCUCAAAAGGAAGAACCAAGGAUUCCAGUUUCGCUAUUUCAAGGCUGAGCUGGAAGAUGACGAACCUUCUCCCUGGGAGGAAAGGAGCCCACACUUGGUGUCCAUUCCAAAUCCCAUUUAUGGAGCAGACAUCUCAAUCUAUGAACCAUUUGAGGAUUCUCUCACCGGAGAAGAUUUUUCAGAUGCCUUUGGAAUUCGAGGCGACCAGUAAGCUGGAAACAACACUUUUCCAGAAGCUAUGUAAUUCAGAAUGAACAGAAUAUGGCUGUUAUGGACUGCUAAGAAGCCUUGCCUGCCCUUUCAAUGGUGACAAAUUAACAAGCGGCUUAAAUUGUAAAUGUUUAACAUACCUCAGUUCCAUUCCUCUUCUCAAAUACAUGUGCAGGAAAUUGGGGCCCAUAGAGCUCAUUGCCCUUGCAUGCACACAGGGACUUUGGCAAUUUUCUGUUUGAAUGUAGCCCCCUUGUGCUGUUUUGGGUGUCAGGAAUGAGUCUUUGGGUGUCAUAAGGAGUGGCAGUAGGAAGGUGAGGGAUGGAAAGUCAUGUUGCGUUCUUUGGAUUCUGCUCCUAAAUCUUCAGGCUGAAACUUAGGGAAUAUGAUGACUCUUGAAUGUGUUUGGAUCGGUGGAUGCUGUGGAGAAUCUUCAGUGGGCCAAUAAAAUCUGAGUUCAGUUAGAUAACUUUACUCUGAAACUGCACUAUGCAGCCUUCUGCCGAUCCCUUUUUUUAAACGUUACUUAAAAGGCAGUUUGAAAUAAUACUGCCUGAAAACUGUAGGCCCAUCUUCGUUUAUAAUCCUGCUGAAUUUAUGUACUGUUCCGUGAAUGACAAAUGUUUGUAAAUGAAUGGGAACAAGCAAAUGUCAACCUUCA
Molecule: messenger RNA, 2373 nt
Organism: Podarcis muralis (Common wall lizard)
Lineage: Eukaryota; Metazoa; Chordata; Lepidosauria; Squamata; Lacertidae
Source: RefSeq, a predicted model, not a curated record